AUGGAGACAGCUAUCCGCUGGUCCCCGGCCUCCACCACAAGCGAGCAACGCUUCCUCUCAGUGGACGUGGUGAAUAAAGCCUUCCGCCUAUGCCGGGUGACAUCGUUUGACGGAAAACGCCGCCUCGAGCAUGAGGUGCUGUCGACGCACACCAAAGUGCCCGCGUUUCGGGCCUUCGACUGGUCCCCGCUGGACGAGUCCCUCGUCGCGGUGGGCCAGUCCUCGGGCGACGCGACCAUUUUGCGCAUGAACAGCGAGGCCCAGGAGUCCUUCUCCUUUCCCAUCCGCCACCAGCGAUACUGCAACGCCGUCGCCUUCAGCACCCACGGCUUGCUGGCCGCUGGCUUGGACCGCGUCCGCAAUGACUUCUGCCUCAAUAUCUGGGACGUCAACCAGCGCCUGACCAUGAAGGCCCCCGCUACCAAGGGGUUCGUCGAGCCUCUGCGCAAGCUGGCUAGCUCCGAGCCCAUCACCAGUAUCAAGUUCUUUCGCGAUCAGCCGGAUACCUUGGUCACUGGGGUUAAGGGCCAGUUUAUGCGCAUUUAUGAUUUGCGAGAGGGACCCGGGAAUCCGUCGCUACAGUUCCCUACGAGGUGCGUUCAUAAUUUGGCUAUCAAUUGGCUGGAUGAGAACUAUAUCGCCUCGUGUCAGGGAACAAACGAUCCGGUCAUCUGUGUCUGGGAUCGACGGAUUGGUUCGCGCUUUAUCACGCCGGCGGUGGGUGCGGCCACCGCGCUUGAUGCUGGCCAGGCUGGUCCAGCGCUGGAGUUCAAGAAUGUCAUCGCCCCUAAAUCGAGUAUCUGGAGUCUGCGCUUCUCCCGCACCAAGAGGGGUUGCCUGGCGGUAUUGGCUAACAGCGGUCAUCUCAAGACGUAUGAUAUAGCCAAGGAAUACAUGGCUGAUGAGAUGCGCUCGUCGGUGGACGAGACGCUUGGACAAUACCCUGAACAGAUUUAUACCAAGUAUGAGCGAGAUAUCAUCAGUCCCUUCAAUCACCCUUCCCGUGGCUAUGCAGAAGAGGACAGGGUGGUGGCCUUCGACUUUCUGAAUAUGAGUUCCGGCAACGAGCCCAGCGCGAUCACUAUGAACGGCACUGGUCAGAUCAACAUCGUCACAUCCAAACCGCCCUCGCCACCCGUGCGGCUCUCGUCACAGGCAUCCUUGAUCUGGGGCUCGCCGGAUGAAGAUUCUGGUUUCAGAGUGAUUAGUCCCCCGUCCAACCCGGACAGUCGUAUAUCGGAAGUCGUGCGCGAUCUAUGCGACCGGGUGUCGGCUCAGGCUACGGCACCGGGGGCGAAUGACUCGGAAAAUGGGUGGGAGAGUCCCCUUUCAAGCCGCAAGGCGAGAGAACGCGCCAUCUCGCUAGGGUUGUCCGGUGAUCUUCUUGCUGUGGAAGAUGCUUUGACGUUGUUGUCCGUCAGCAGGCUGCGAUGCAAGGAGGGUUAUCUAUUUGAUGAAGCGCGGAACAAGAGGAUAGUGGCGGAUGAUCCUUGGCUACUGGGCUUCUGGGAUUGGGUUGAACGUGCACGGUCUGACUCUUCUGAUGAAUCGAUGAUCAUCAACGGAUUGGAUCUGAAUUACUUGGGGGUCUACGAUGUCUGGAACAAUGACCUAGGGGAGAGCCUAGAAGCUCGACGUGUGAGCUCGGAUUCACCAUCGGACAUCAAAAAAACCAUUGUUCAUCUGGUUAGCGAUCAGCUGAACCUGUCCGAAACCAAAGGCUGUGAGACGAAAUAUGUAGAACAUCGUCGGUUGUGUCUGCGGAUCUGCGGUGCGGCGCAAACCUAUCGUGAAUUAGAAGAGCUCGUCAAGACGUUAUCGGCAGAGAAGCAGCACACCAAAGCCGCCGCGUUGGCUAUUUUCCAGGACGAAGCCAAGCUGGCCUACGUGGCGCUUCGGAGCCAUGAGCCGACGCAAGCGCACAAGCUCCUCGCCAUGGCUAUUGCCGGCGCCGCGAAAGGCGACACCGACCCAGACUGGGAAGAAACGUGCGCUGAAAUCGCCCAGGAAUUAGCAGACCCGUAUGCGCGGGCCAUCCUCGCACUCGUCAGUCGAGGAGAUUGGAGAUCGGUCAUCCAGGAGACAACCCUUCCUUUGAGGUACCGCGUCGAAGUCGCCCUGCGCUGGCUCCCGGAUGACGAUCUCACCAAGUUCUUGCACGAAACGACGCGGGAAGUCAUUCGACAAGGCGAUAUCGAGGGCGUCGUUCUCACAGGACUUGGCCAUUCGGCCAUGGACUUGUUCCAGUCCUACAUCAACAAAUUCAACGACAUUCAAACAGCCGUGCUCGCUAUGAGCUACACCGUCCCGCGAUUCAUCAACAACCCCCCGCAUCGAGCUCGGUAUCAAGCCUGGCGCGAGACCUACCGGUGGCAGAUCAACUCGUGGAAACUGCAGCUGGAGCGAGCCCGCUUCGACGUGGGAUCACGCAAAUUCGCCGUGACCUGGGACGGCCGCAAGCUGAUGGAGCCACCGCGACAACAGAUCAGCCUCACCUGCAACUACUGCACCCGACCACUUACUCAGCACGACGCCUCGUCGCAGCUCACCCCGUCCGCCACGGGCGAGGUGGUGCAUCCGACGGCAGGCAAUCCUCUAGGGACGGCCGCGAUGUCCGGCACUGUCUGUCCCCGAUGCGGGCGCCACAUGCCCCGUUGCGGCGUCUGCACGCUGUGGUUGGGAUCACCGGAUCCGAUGUCCAAGGCGUAUGUGACUGCCGAGGCGGGAGCGGAGUCCCGUCGCCCAAGCGAGACGGAGCUGAUGCGCCGAUUCGUUGUGUUCUGUAUCAACUGUAACCACGGGUUCCAUGCGCAUCACGCGCGGGAAUGGUUUGGGAAGCACAAGGUCUGCCCGGUGGCGGAGUGUAGCUGUAUUUGUGAUCGAAUCCAUAAUAUACGCAAAAUGUCCACCGCAACGCCAUCCACCAACCCCACCGCGGAACCACAACACAAUGAACAACAACCCGACCCCCAGAAAACCUCCCGCGCACCGCGCAACAAAGGAAACAGCAAACCCGGCCGUGGGCUCAGGAAAGACGGCGGCAACCGGAAGACCGAGGACCCGAAAACCGGACGACAGAUUACGGUAUCGAAAGCCAUGUCGUAUGUGCUGCGGCAUGCGGCCGAGAAGGAAGGGUUGAAGAUGGAUGCGCAGGGGUAUGCGGGGGUGGGGGAUUUGCUCGGAUGGCGGAAACUCAAGUCCUUGAAGGUUACGUUCCCUGAGAUUGUGGAGGCGGUGGCUUGCUCUGAUAAGAAGCGGUUUGGGUUGUUGUAUCUCCCUUCUUCUUCUUCUAGUGCUACGCCUACGUCUGGGACGGAGGGGGCGGGUGCUGCUGGGGACACCACGACAGACGACACGACCGAGACGGCGACGGCGACGGCGCUAGCGGCCGCGACGGACGACCUCGAGCCCACGCACUACCUCAUCCGCGCGACGCAGGGCCACAGCAUCAAGAGCGUCGAGGCCGCCGGCCUGCUCGAGCGGCUGACGCUCGCCGACCGCCACCGACUACCCGCUACCGUCGUCCACGGCACCUUCCACGGCGCCUGGCCCGCCAUCCUCGAGUCCGGCGGGCUGCGCUGCAUGGGUCGCAACCAGGUGCACUUUGCCACGGGCCCCGAGCGCGAAGCCGUGCUGUCGGCGCUGCUGAAGGAUGACACCACCGAUAACAAAGCGGUGCUCGGGGCGCAAGGGCAGGUGAUCUCGGGGAUGCGGCGGGACGCGCAGGUGCUGAUCUAUAUUGAUAUCGUUAAGGCGUUGGAGGCCGGGUGUCCGUUUUGGCGCAGUGAGAAUGGGGUGGUUCUGAGUGAGGGGAUCGAUGGGCUGGUGCCCGUCGAGGUGUUCGAUGUCGUUGUUGAACGCCGGCUGGGCACGAUCUGGGAGCGCGGGACCGUCGUGCAGCAGUGGCCGUCGGAAUGGAGGCAGCGGCGAAAUCCUAAGGGGAAGGGGUCCGACGGGAGGUGAUUCGAUGGAUCUAGAAAGUUGAUAAUAUGUACAUCAUGUGUAACUCCUGUCGAUCGGAGGGGUGUCAUGCAACUGGAGUCCCAGACAUUGGAGGGGGUGAAAAGUAUCGGAAGCCAACUGCGGGGAAUUCGGAAGCGGGAAUCCGAACAAAACACAGGAAAAAGGCGGGGCUGGAAGGAGGGGGAAAGGUUCCCUAGUCCCUACCCGCUUCCGAAGCCAAUCAUCAUCUGUCGCCUACAAAUCCGG
Messenger RNA from Aspergillus homomorphus CBS 101889, 4209 nucleotides. RefSeq lists its product as uncharacterized. Bases 1 to 3963 code for a protein of 1320 amino acids. Gene Ontology annotation, molecular function: transferase activity; protein binding. The transcript is spliced from 6 exons. NCBI's taxonomy places the organism in Eukaryota, Fungi, Ascomycota, Eurotiomycetes, Eurotiales, Aspergillaceae. Gene Ontology annotation, biological process: positive regulation of TORC1 signaling. Gene Ontology annotation, cellular component: cytoplasm. The record is from RefSeq and is a predicted model, not a curated record.